AUGUUGAAGGUGCGCCCCGACAGCGGCAAGUUGCCCGACGUGGUGCUCGACGUGCUGGAGAGACUCGGAGAGAAGUUCGGGACCACGAAGACUUCCACCGAUCACAGGAUGCUGCCUCCAUGCAUCUCCGUUAUACAAGGAGAUGGCGUCGACAUCGAGUCGAUGGAGAUGAUUCUUAAGGCAAUGUCCGACAAGAAGUGGGCGGCGAGCAACAUCUCCUUCGGGAGCGGCGGCGCGCUGCUGCAGAAGCUGCACCGGGAUACCCAGAAGUGCGCGUUCAAGUGUUCGUUGGCCACCAUCGACGGCAAGGACGUCAACGUUUUCAAGGACCCCAUCACCGACAAGGGCAAGCAGUCCAAGAAGGGCAGGCUGGAGCUGGACUGCGUCGACGGCAAGUUCACGACCUGCACGGAAGGCAAGAAGGCCACGAACAACGUCUUGGUCGAGGUCUUCAGGAGCGGCGAGCUGCUGAUCGACGACACGUUCGAUGCGAUCAAGAAGCGGGCUGAGCUCUUUUAGGAGCAGCCAGAGUGCCCGUACGCUUUCAUGGCCAAGCAGUUCUACUUCCCGGAGCCAGAGCCGAGAAGGCGCGCGGGGCCGCCUCCAGCCGAGGGUGUUCCCGCCGCGGACGCCGCAGGCCCCAUGCGUCGUGGAGGGACUGGAGAAGAUUUUUUUCCCAGGGGCGGCCCUGGCGACCGUCGCGCCCGCGGCCCCGGAGCCCGCGAAAGCAUCGGCGGAGGCGCCCCCAGCGCCAGCGUCGCAGCCGGCGCCCCCAGCGCCCGCGCCGGCCGCCGCCGCGCCCGAGCCGUCGCCCCAACCGGCGACCGCCACGCCCGCGUUGGCCGCUGCCGCGCCCCAGCCGGCGCC
Molecule: messenger RNA, 867 nt
Organism: Prorocentrum cordatum
Lineage: Eukaryota; Dinophyceae; Prorocentrales; Prorocentraceae
Source: the annotation of a GenBank genome assembly